Messenger RNA from Wasmannia auropunctata (little fire ant), 4823 nucleotides. RefSeq names its product transmembrane protein 8B. The transcript is spliced from 6 exons. The coding region runs from base 462 to 2612 and encodes 716 amino acids. The record is from RefSeq and is a predicted model, not a curated record. NCBI's taxonomy places the organism in Eukaryota, Metazoa, Arthropoda, Insecta, Hymenoptera, Formicidae. Gene Ontology annotation, cellular component: plasma membrane.
CGCUCGUGAAAUUAUCAGUGAACUCGCGGAAGAGAGAUACGAUCUGCUCCGCUUUAAAACAGGAGCGAUUGCGAUCGCUCGUGCGUGAGCACUUGUUGCUGUUGAAUCGCGCGUCACGGCUGGACCUAAUCUAGGUGGAGAGCUUUCACCGUCAGACGUCGGUCUAGCUCGUCCCCUCGCGGACCUCGUGAGCGUCGCGACGACGACUUGCGCAACGCGUCGCGUCAACGCGCGACGCGUCGAGAGCGUCUUGUGCAUUCGAGGCGAAUGAAAUAAAGACGCGAUUAUAACUUGAACAUGGCAUAUAUAAUGCGCGCCGUUGCUAGGAUAUGAUAAAAGAAAUUGUGCCUGUGAUGAUUCUUGUGUCUGCGUUUGUUUUUAAAAUAAAUCCAAUUGCGCUUCGUGUAUAGUAGCUUUUCGAAUCGGACGGACACCUUCCUUAUGUAGCAAGACGUCGGAAUAUGCGAGAAAGCGCUUUAGCCGUGCUGCUGGCAUGGACACUUGCGGCCCAGCAGGGGCUGUGCGGCAAGUUGGAGAAGAUCGCCCAACAACCGAGCAACGUUCUGGUGGAUUAUUACGCCUAUCGUCACGUCUCGAUCAUCCACUUCAAUGUGCCGGAGCGUACCGUCGCGGUCGCCUUCAAAUUCACGGCGAAAGAAGAGAAGACUGGCGGGAUAGGUAGAUGCACGCCGCUCAACGUUUCGUUGCAUCUUAAGUCCGCCAGUCUGCCGUUCGUUUGUCCUGACGGGUCGAAGGUGGCCGCGAAGCUGAUGGACGCGAAGAAACGUCGGCGACAUUACAGCCUGGAGAUGCAGAGCAACGGCGAGCAAUAUAUAAUCAAGAUAGAGGCUCCAUCAGCGGGCGACUGGUACGCGAUCGCCUUCCGAUCCUGGACCGAUCCUGAGGACGGAAAGAUCAAGCAGCAAGGUCUCAGUGCGUCCUGUGAGACCGUGAUGGACGCCGAGAUGUUCGUGGAGAUGCCGACUACGACGUCGUUGGUGGAUCUUGAGGUCGAGUACAAGGUGCAGCUGGACGAGAUCUCCGACACGGCGAUAGUGCAGUACCUCGUGCCGGACGUCGGUCUCGAGGAACUGAGACUGUCCCUGAAGUCGUCCUGCGAGGACUGCAGCAUUGCCGUCCACGUCACGGCGGAGGACAAUCUCGCCGAUGGCUCGCUCAACUCCACGGCGACGACGCUAUCCUUCAAGCCUUACGCAAACGCCUUCCACUACGUGACCCUUCGUCUACUGUCGGGGAACGCGUCGAACGUGACGAUGCAGCUGCCGAUGAGCCGCCAAACGGACGUCGGGAUCGAUCAGGUGGUGCUGUCGAGAAAAUCCUUCCCCGAGUUCUUCCUCUUCGACUACGAACACCUGCGCGGCAACGACACGAAGCCCCAGCCCUUCAACGUGACCGCCGACGCUCUCUCCGUCCUUAGCUUCGAGAUCGGCCGGGUAUACGAUGUCGGCGGCACGAUCACUCUCGGCUUCAAGCUGAUCGACGUAGAGGAGAAGUACAAGAAGAGCAUCGUCCUCGUGGCCUGCGUUUCCUUAGGGUACUACUCGAACAUCACCUCGGGCGGCGGUUGCGUCCGUGCGCGGAAUCUCACGACGGCGGACGUGUACGUGAACGCGACCGAGCCGGCUUACGUGCACGUGCCCUUCCCCGAGGCGGGUACCUGGUACGUCAGCCUGCGCGUCUUCUGCCCCGAAGAGGAGGGAAAGACGAUCAACACCAGCAGCAGCACCAGCUCCUGUACCUGCAGCCACGUCUGUCUGCAGGGCGACGUCGCGUGCGAGACGUGCGACUGCCUGCCGCGCUGCCCCGCCGUCCGGGUGGAGAGCGUGGUGUCGUCGUCGCCCUGCGUCGAGGGUCGUUGCGGCAACCACGGCAAGUGCAUGCACUACAUGAGCGGCGGCUUCGUCUUCUCGGCGUGCCACUGCACCGGCGGCUAUCGCGGCUUCGACUGCGCGGACAACACGUACGUCCUCAGCAGCAGCGGCAUACUCCUGCAGCUGCUCGCCCUCACCUUCAGCAACCUCGCCUUCUUCGGCUCGAUCUACGUCGCGAUACGACGCGAGUACUUCACCGAGGCGGUCGCCUACGCCGCGGUCUUGUUCUUCUCCACGUUCUACCACGCCUGCGAGGCCGGCGAGGAGGUCUACAGCGUGUGCAUCAUGCGGCUGAGCGUGCUGCAGUUCUGCGACUUCUUUAACGCGCUGCUCGCCAUCUGGGUGACCCUGGUGGCGAUGGCGUCGUUCGGGCCGCGGCUGACCGCUUUCUGCCAGGUCACCGGCGCGAUUGUACUCGCGAUGGGCGCCGAGAUGGACCGCACAGCGCUCUGGGUGUUCUUGCUGCCAGCCGUCACCGGUUCAGCCUUGAUCGGGCUGUCCUGGGGACUUAGGUGCAGGAGGAAGCGCACCCUCAGAUAUCCCUCACGUCCGUACAGGACCAUCUACUUUCCGGCCGGAGUUCUUCUCGUCACUCUGGGCCUCGUUUGUUACGCGUUCCUGCAAACGCGCAGGAAUUAUUAUCUCGUUCACAGUCUGUGGCACAUCUGCGUGGCCAUAGGUGUUAUUCUACUUCUGCCGAAGCGCAAAUGCAUGAAGUGAUGGUCAAAGGGCCCACGUACGCAUCCAGAGGAGAUUCGACGAGAGACCGGAGAUAGUAUCGAAAGAUGUGAUAGUAGGUAAAACCAAAGUGACAUCAGGGAAAUUAUUACAAUACAAACAGAUAGGUAUCAUUGACAAAUCGGCUUUUGUACGAAAGGAAUCGCCGGUCUUAGUUGACGUCUCUCGCGCGAAGACAUCCUUGAAAGUUGUCAUAUCUCGAGAGGAUAUCUUAAGAAAGAAUUAUUUAUUUAUAAUUUCAUAUCAAUUUAUAUCGAAAAUAUUAUUAUUAAAGUUAUCUUGUUAGGUUGAAACUUAAAAUAUUCCCUUCUUUUUCUCGUUAAAAAGUUUAUUACUCGGUUUUAUCGUAGAGACGCGUGAUUCGCUUCGUAGAAAAGUUGUUCAAUCGAUCGCGCAAACACACGACACUUUUACGCAUAUAUACAUAUAUAUAUAUAUAUCAGAGAUAUUAUUCUUCUAAAAAGCAUCGGCAGUCUGUAGAUACGAGGGCAUUCCGAAGACGGAAUUAACUCGGUGAAAUCUAUCAAUAAUACACACAUUUAGCAAUAAAAUGCGACACAAAGCAAAUUCAACGACAGUAUUAAAUCAAGGUAAGUCGUCCGCGAAAGAGAUUCUUGCUCAUUUUAAUAAGCAUUAAGGGAAACCGAAGAAAGUCACAUCGAUGUUAAGAUAUUUUCGUUUUUUCAUUAAGCUGAUCCCGAUAGAAUUAAAACUCUCUAUCGAAUGUAAAUAGCGAAGUUUGAGAGCCGACACGCGAAAAUAUCGGAAGAGAAUAAUUAUCACGAUUAUUGCUGAAAUUGACGUUGGAUUUUAUAAAGUUGUUCCACUGAAGUAUUUUCAAAAUGCACUGCGACAUUCCGAGAGAAAUCUAUCGAUCGCACGAAUAUUGAAUGUAUCGCCAUACUUUGUUGAUUCAGUCGCGACCUGUUCGUAAGGACCAAUUCUAAGAUACAUAAAAAAAUGUACGGUAACGUGAUGAAGGAACGAAGGAUAUCUUCGUGCGAAUGGUGCUUUUUUUAUUCACGCGAACGUUCUCCGCGAUCCUUAGUCUUUUAUGAAUGAUUGCACUAUUGUUGUAGCACUAUAUUAAUAUUAAUUUUUAAUCAUUACGACACUGAUAGCAUCGCGCUUUCUCGACGUCAUUUUGACCGAUCGACGCGCUUUGCAAGAGCAUUCUGUAUUCGAUAAGUAUACAUUCCUCAUUGUUACCUUCUCGUAUGUAAGAAGGCAUUUUUCAAUUUUUCUUCCUAUCGAAUACGAAAAUAAUUUAGUCUUCAUCGACACUGGGUGAAGACAAUCUCUAGCGUAGAAGUGUAACUUUUAGGAACGAGUCCUUCUUUUCCUAGGAAUCGAUACCUCGCACACGAACGUCCUGCUCCGAUAAUCCGCGAAAGUGAAUGAAAAAGUAAAGAUACAAAUAUGUCUCUUAUAUUUUAAAACUAACAACUAACGUAUCUAUAGUGCAUAUAGAAAUUAUAUUCUUCUACGUAAAGCACGUCUUCUACAGGACAUGUUAAAAGAAAAAAAAAAAAACAGAUUUAAAACCUGUUAUCUUAACUUCUGCACUGAUUUGCAAAUUUUUUCCGCCCCUUCUAGAUAUUACAAAUAGUCCAAAUGUUCUCUCUUUUUUGUGCGAUUUAACUUUCUAGCCGAUAGCGUUUCUAGAUAGGAGGAUAACGCUCGAAACGGAGUCAUUUUUUCAAGUUGCCUUGCACCGUGACAUGCCGGAAGAGCGAAAUAAAGUGGGAAACCGUCUCGUGUCUUUACUUUCCGAUUCAUCCUCGCGCCUGUGUAUGCGUGCUGUAUAUAGUCCGGGAAGAGUGUCGCGUGAACAUACAUAUAUAUAUAUAAGUAAAAUACACCACAUCGUCAUGGGCAGUGCCUGUACUGAUUGUUGACACGUGUUAAGCGCGAUGCGCCGCGCGACCGUAUCGCGACUCUAGUCGAUUCUAUUUUCCUCAAAUGUGAAAGCCGUAUUAGACUAUGUAACAUUUUCUAUCGUGUAGCCGAAGAGAGGAGGAAGAGCGCCGUCACGCUGAGCGCACGUGAGUGCACGGGGGUUUCGCCGAGGGGGAUUUCACUUUUGUUAAUUUACAAAAAAAAAAGCGUACACACAAACAUUCAAAACACCCUCUCACACAUACAUACAGGUGUAAUUCUCGACGAAAUAAAGAUGAGAUUAUCGUUAUACAA